CAGGUCAGCGACCAAUCGGCGUUGAGGAGCCGCGGGGCCGCGUUCCGAGCGGCCGGAGCGGCCAGAGGGCUUGCUGCGCGGCGCAGCGCGGCGGGGAGGUUUUGGUAUGAACAGGAUUCGGAUUCACGUCUUGCCAACGAAUCGGGGGAGGCUCACCCCAGUGCCCAGGUCCCAGGAGCCCCUUUCCUGUUCGUUCGCUCACCGCCCAUGCUCCCAGCCGCGCCUGGAGGGCCAGGAGUUCUGCAUCAAGCAUAUUCUGGAAGACAAGAAUGCGCCCUUCAAACAGUGUAGUUACAUAUCCACCAAGAACGGGAAGAGGUGCCCCAGCGCUGCCCCAAAGCCCGAGAAGAAAGAUGGGGUGUCUUUUUGUGCUGAACAUGCCCGAAGGAAUGCCCUGGCACUUCAUGCCCAAAUGAAGAAGAGCAGCCCAGGCCCUGUGGGUGAAGCCCUCUUGUGCCAGUUGAGCUCAUAUGCUAAAACGGAGCUAGGCUCUCAGACCCCAGAGAGCAGCCGCAGUGAAGCAAGCCGGAUACUGGAUGAAGACAGCUGGAGUGAUGGGGACCAGGAACCCAUUACUGUGGAUCAGACAUGGAGAGGUGACCCUGACAGUGAAGCUGAUAGCAUAGACAGUGAUCAAGAAGAUCCCCUAAAACAUGCUGGUGUCUACACAGCUGAAGAAGUGGCUCUUAUUAUGAGAGAAAAGCUGAUUCGUUUGCAGUCUUUGUACAUCGAUCAGUUUAAACGACUACAGCACCUGCUCAAAGAGAAGAAGCGCCGCUAUUUACAUAAUCGGAAAGUGGAGCAUGAAACUUUAGGCGAUAGUCUCCUGACUGGCCCAGAGGGACUUUUGGCCAAAGAAAGAGAAAAUUUAAAGCGACUGAAAUGUCUUAGGCGAUACCGUCAACGCUAUGGUGUAGAAGCCUUACUACACAGGCAGCUGAAGGAACGCAGAAUGUUGGUCACGGAUGGGGCUGCUCAACAGGCUCACACCACUCGUUCCAGUCAGAGGUGCUUAGCCUUUGUGGAUGAUGUUCGCUGCUCCAAUCAGUCUCUUCCAAUGACCAGGCACUGCCUUACCCAUAUCUGUCAGGAUACAAACCAGGUUCUCUUCAAAUGCUGCCAGGGGUCUGAAGAGGUACCUUGCAACAAAGCAGUUCCUGUAAGCCUUUCUGAGGACCCCUGCUGCCCACUGCAUUUCCAGUUGCCUCCUCAGAUGUAUAAGCCCGAGCAGGUACUGUCUGUGCCAGACGGUCUGGAAGCCGGCCCCAUGGAUCUGUACUUGAGUGCUGCUGAGCUUCAGCCCACUGAGAGUUUACCUCUGGAGUUCAGUGAUGACUUGGAUGUUGUAGGUGAUGGCAUGCCAUGCCCUCCGUCGCCCUUGCUUUUUGAUCCUUCACUAACUCUUGAAGAUCCUUCAGUCAGAGAAGUUGCCGGAGGCCCCGGACACGUGCAGGUGGCUGGAGAUGGGUGUAGGUCCCAGGGAUCUCGAAAUGUAGACAGAGCCUGUGCACCAUUCCCUCAGCGAGGACUGGCUGCUGCAAAUGGAGAACCAGAGCCUAGUUCUACCAGUUGACAGUGCAUUCUAGGAAUUGUUUGCCUUUGGAUGUGAACUUCCCAUUCUUCAGACACAUCUCUCUGAUCAUCUCUCACUGAACAGGGACAACCCAGACUACAUUGUUUUCUUCGGGGCUGUAGAGUGCUAUAGACAAAUAUAAACCAAACUUGUGCGGAACGGAUCUCUAGUAUUUAAAAGUUUAAGGGAUUCUUUGCAAGGAAGAGAGGUAAUUUCUGCCGUCAGGAUGAAUUGCAUAUUGGAGACUGCCUGGGAAAGAAACACUUUUGUAACGGGAUCUCCAGAGCCCUGGACAGAAAUCCACAUGGAUGUGUAGGUGGGGCUAUGUCAGGAAUGGUGUUCUUGAGGUGUUGGCUGUUAGUGUCAGGCUAGCUGUAUCUAAAGGCCUUUGUUUAAGCCUUUCCUCCGCUCCACAUACUUGGGCAAUAUAAAACCCUGACUGAGAAAAGCAGCUCACAGAUCUGGCUCUCCUUAAUUAUUCUUGCUUUUAAUUUAUGUACAUUUCUGUGGUGGAUCCUCCAUGUAAAAUAUAGUAAAAUUAUUGUAUAUAGUUUCUAUUAAAUGUUAAAAUGUUAUGGAAAUGUAAAGUAGUCUGAAUUGAUCGUGUUUUCUUUGCAUUUGAGUUUAUAUUUUCUGGGACUUCUAGUGCAAUCUGAUGGGAAGAGGAAAUGGGAAGGGAACAGACUAUAGCUCAGGACAGGCAUUCCUGGAGAGGCCGCACUCAGUACUUAGUUCCAGGGCCACAUAAACUUGUGUUCAUUGAAGAGUUAGUUCAGUAGGGGGCUCAAGAUUGGCACGGAGCCUAUUAAAGAGAAAGAUUUAAGCCUGUCCUUGAGGUAGACAAUUGUCGCUUCACUGUCUGGGCAUGACGUUCUUCCCUGCAAGAAUGUCUACAGCCCAGGCCCCUUUCAGGUGCUUUAGUUACUUCUCUGUUGAUUAUGGCUAAGGCUUACGGUUCCAGAGGGUAAGAGUCAGUGCAUCGGGGUAGGAAGGCCUGCUGGUCAGGAAGCUGGGAGCUCACAUCCUUAAGUACAAGCAUGUGAAACCGCAAACUGUAAGUAGUACAGGUUUUAAUCUCAGCCCCCGUCAGUAAGUCUACGUCUCCUAAAACUCCCCAAACUGCUACCAGCUGGGCACCAAGUGCCAGAGACUGGUGGGCAUUUCUCAGUCACAUUAGGUUUGGCUAGUGGAAAGCCCAGAACCACAGGACUGGACCAGAGAUUCUUAGAAGGGGAGCUGACGAAAACAGCAGUGAUAGCAGGCUAGGGGGCACCUGUUAGAGCCAGGCCAAACUGUAAUCCCACCUCACGGAGACAAACGGAGGCCCCAGAGCAGUGCCCCUGGAUGGCACGGUUGGAUGGCUCCUGGGGCAUGUAGAUACAGAGGAUUAGGUGUUGGCUGUACCCAGCGCUGCCUUUUUGACAGCCAGAUACAAGUGCCAAGGUCUUUGUGCUGUAUUGGACCUUGCUAGUAUUCCUUUAUUAGUAUCCUCUGAGCUGCCCAAGGAAUCAGGAAGUAAAUGAAACUUAGAGAUCUCAGCAAGUUCCUGAAACCUGUAAGGUUCACAAGUCCCACCAUCCCAAAGAUACAUAAGCAGUAAUUUCUGGGGGAGAGUUGACUCUAAACCUGCGAACCAGCGAACUGCAAACCAGCUCUGGCAUGGAACUCAGAGCUGGGAACUCCAGGAAUGCGAUGUUUGUGAAUUGUCACCAUUUUGGGGGGUGGGGAAGGUGUACCUGUUUUCAGUGCUGUGCCUGCCUUUAGUCAUCCAUGCUCCUGUGAGUAAACCAAUAAACAGCAGUUGACUGAA
This is a messenger RNA of Meriones unguiculatus (Mongolian gerbil), 3383 nucleotides long. RefSeq names its product KAT8 regulatory NSL complex subunit 2 (gene Kansl2). The record is from RefSeq and is a predicted model, not a curated record. Bases 107 to 1573 code for a protein of 488 amino acids. Gene Ontology annotation, cellular component: NSL complex. The transcript is spliced from 10 exons. Lineage: Eukaryota; Metazoa; Chordata; Mammalia; Rodentia; Muridae.